Spodoptera exigua (beet armyworm) is the source of this 1445-nucleotide messenger RNA. Lineage: Eukaryota; Metazoa; Arthropoda; Insecta; Lepidoptera; Noctuidae. The record is from the annotation of a GenBank genome assembly.
UGGAGAUAGAUAGUAAGGUCUUCAACAUUGAUAUUUGUCCUAUAAGUACUUAAAAUAACAUUUAUCAAACGCUUGCUCAGUUUUAUGGCGCAUGCAACAAUGGAACGAUCACUUCAGAAUAAAGUGGUGGCAGUCGUGGGAGGCGCUCAAGGCAUAGGAUGCGCAAUAGCUGACCACUUUCUACUCCACGGAGCAAAAACUGCCAUCCUACUGGACAUAAAUAGCAUACAGGGAUUCAAAGCUAUAGGAACACUAACAGACAAACAUGGAAAAGACAAAGCUGUGUUCAUAAAGUGUGACGCGACUACGGAACUUGACACAAUUUCGAAAAUAUUUGAAACUUACAAAACGAUCGACGUGCUAGUUUUGAGUGCCAGCACAGUAAAUACGGAUCACAGAAAAAUGAUGGACGUCUAUGCAACAUCUGUAAUAGAAUGGUCUAUGAAGUUCUAUGAGCACAUGAGAAAGGAUAAUGGAGGUAGCGGUGGAACGAUCAUUACUAUAUCUUCAAUAUUUGGUUUUAGACCAGUGCCCUAUUCUCCAGUCUAUCAAGCAGCCAAAUACGCAGUGUUCGGAUUCACGAAGUCUUUGGGUCACCUUGAAAACUUCCAGAAAACUGGGGUUCGUGUUUUGGGUUUAUGUCCAGGGUUUACAGAAACUGCACUCACUAAGAAGUUAAGAGAUCCAGAUAUGCAGAAGGAAUUAUCGGAAGAUUUAGUGAAAUUCGCAAACUCUCUUCCUUGGCAGACUGUUGAGGAUGUCGGUAAGGCUGCAGUGGAAAUGUAUGGUCGGGCUGACAGUGGAACUAUGUGGCUAGUUGAAGGUGGUCAUCCUAUUGUAGAAGUAAGGUGAUAACUUACUUUGUAAGUGACGAUGAUCAAUAAUCACAAACAUGUAGGUGUAGACAUUUAAGCAGUCAUAAGGACGAAAAUUGAAAAGUGUUUUUUGUAAAAUAUUGUUUACUUUCAGAAAGUUUUAUAAUAUUAUUAUUAAAAUUAAGAAUAGUAUGUACCAUUUCACUGUGUUUUGAAUAUUUAAAAAAAUAUCUGGCUCUAUGCACAGUAAUUGUUUUCUUAAACUUAUGGUCGUAUAAACUAGUCGUGAUACUUCGAGAAAAGGUUAAGUUCAAAAAGAUAAAACCUAAUUAUCUUAUUUAAUAAGUCGCUUUGUUAAAAAUGCAGUUUUAAUAUGAAUACGACAGGAAUACUACUGCAGCGAUAUAUUAUGUGUAACAUAUUAUUAUACUGGAUAUUAAGGCACAUAAAAAGGUGAUUAGUAUCUCACAGUAUCCUACGCCGAAAGUAACAAGAUAAUUUUGGCAAUCUUAAUUCUUGUUAAUUUGACAAUUGGAUAUAAAAUAGGAGUCCACCUUUUUUAUGGGAAAUUCAACAUCUCCCGCCCUGGGUGUUGCGAGUGAGAGAUUUAGACUCUUACUGACUGAAAAC